Drosophila grimshawi is the source of this 605-nucleotide messenger RNA. It is a transcript of the gene mRpL23, whose product is annotated as 39S ribosomal protein L23, mitochondrial. Gene Ontology annotation, biological process: mitochondrial translation. Gene Ontology annotation, cellular component: mitochondrial large ribosomal subunit; ribosome. Lineage: Eukaryota; Metazoa; Arthropoda; Insecta; Diptera; Drosophilidae. The record is from RefSeq and is a predicted model, not a curated record. The transcript is spliced from 2 exons. Bases 72 to 524 code for a protein of 150 amino acids. Gene Ontology annotation, molecular function: structural constituent of ribosome.
GCUGAUUUAUUUCUUAUGUUGCUCAAUUGUAAUUUUUUUUGAUAGUUUGUCUAAAAGAUAACUUUUGUGAAAUGUCAACGCGGUGGUAUCCAAUUUAUCAACGUGGUAAUCCGCAGCUACGCGUCUUCUUGCCAAACUUUUGGAUGAAACUGGUGCGACCCACCGAGGAUCAGCCGGCAAAUGUUGUCACCUUUGCUGUAUCGACGGAAAUGACGAAACACGAUGUUAAAAACUACCUAGAAAAGAUCUACAAAGUGCCUGUGGUCGAUGUGCGUACACGAAUCGCAUUGGGCGAGACCAAUCGUGAUCUGACCUACGGCUAUGUGACCAAAAAAGAUGAUGUCAAAUUGGCUUAUGUAACCAUGCCCAAAACGGAAGCGUUUACGUUCCCAGAUCUCUUUGCGAGCAAGGGAGAGAAACAGGAGAAGGAUGAGAAGUCAAUGGAUGAGUCAAAGGAGGGAUUUCGCCGAUUUCUGGAUCGCAAUAAGAAGAGACCCGGCACACCAGGCUGGUUCUCCAUUUAGGCACUUAGUUUACAUAAUAGUUUAAGCUGUUUUUGCAACGAGUAAUAACAUUUAUUAUGAAAAAAGCACAACAAACUUAAA